GUAAAUAUCGUAGAAGAUUAAGGUUAGUUUUGGAUUGGUUUUAAAUUUGAUUUGUUUUAAUGUAACCCGACUACAAUGCCCAAUUGGAGCCAAAUCCAAAAUCAACUGCGGCAUCCUGCAAACCCGGUAGUAUUUUUUGAUGUAUCGGUGGGAACAACGGAAAUUGGGCGCAUGAUAUUCGAAUUAUUUGCUGAUGUAGUUCCAAAGACAAGUGAAAAUUUCCGGCAGUUUUGUACGGGAGAAUGCAGAAAGGAUGGGGUUCCAUUGGGAUAUAAGGGAGCAAGUUUCCAUCGAGUUAUUAAGGACUUUAUGAUUCAAGGUGGAGAUUUUGUAAAUGGUGAUGGAACUGGUGUGAUGUCCAUAUAUGGGGGAAGCACAUUUGCUGAUGAAAAUUUCACUUUAAAGCAUGAUGGACCUGGACUUCUUUCAAUGGCAAACAGUGGAAAAGAUACUAAUGGCUGUCAGUUUUUUAUUACUUGUGCGAAAUGUAACUUUUUGGAUGGAAAGCAUGUAGUAUUUGGACGUGUGAUUGAUGGUUUACUAGUGAUGAGGAAAAUUGAAAAUGUUCCUACAGGUCCUAAUAACAAACCAAAAAUUCCAGUUACAAUUAUUCAAUGUGGACAAAUGUAGUAUUUUUGUACAUUUUUUUAAUGUAAUGAACAAGUUUUAUUGUUUAUUUGAUACCCUAUUUGCAAGAUACUUUAACAAAUUUAUUAUUUUUGUUAGUUUCUUACUGUUUUAUUAAAAGUAUGGUCGGGAUUAGCCGAUUUUGUAUUUUUAAUUCAGAAUGGUGUUCCUAAUUUUUUUGUGCAGACAGACAAUAGUAUAUAUCAUAUGAGUUGUAAACAAAUUACAUUAAUUAUACAUUUGCAUUCGUAAACCUAUUAUUUCUGCAAAUAUGAUCUAUUGAUUUAAAUAUACAAGUUCCGCAACAAGUAAAGGCUGAUCCAUUA
Molecule: messenger RNA, 953 nt
Organism: Cylas formicarius (sweet potato weevil)
Lineage: Eukaryota; Metazoa; Arthropoda; Insecta; Coleoptera; Brentidae
Product: peptidyl-prolyl cis-trans isomerase H
Exons: 3
Coding region: 76-630 (184 amino acids)
Biological process (GO): protein peptidyl-prolyl isomerization; protein folding
Cellular component (GO): intracellular membrane-bounded organelle
Molecular function (GO): peptidyl-prolyl cis-trans isomerase activity
Source: RefSeq, a predicted model, not a curated record